Molecule: messenger RNA, 11131 nt
Organism: Amaranthus tricolor (Joseph's coat)
Lineage: Eukaryota; Viridiplantae; Streptophyta; Magnoliopsida; Caryophyllales; Amaranthaceae
Exons: 5
Coding region: 7088-8440 (450 amino acids)
Source: RefSeq, a predicted model, not a curated record
GAGAUAUAUGUAUGGAGUGAGAAGUGCUAGGAAAGAAGGCGUGCGCAGCCGCAGCUACUAUAUUCCUUCAGGAUUCGUGACUCUACCUGGGCCACAGGAAAAAGAUCUACCACCAUGAAAGGAGGGGGUUGACGUGGAAGAGGAGCGAGAGGUGCCCAGGCUAUUUUUCGACGAUAAGAAGCUGCAAACAGCUUCUGGAAUUGACGCAGAUGCUGGCGGAAAAUACGCAGAUUCCGAUGAACAUGGCUAUCGCAAUUUCUCUUGCCUCAAAGGAGAGGUAUUUAGUGGACCAAAUUGAAGAAUUUUGCUAACAAUAUAAUGAGAAGCGAUUAUUUUUUGAGAAAAUUGAAUCUGGGAUAGCUCUGGGUCAUAAAGGGAGACCAAAGGAGUCCAGCUACAGCCCAAGAACACCGGGAAUCUCAGAUGGGGAAAGGGGUGGUUUCCGCUGCUGCCCAGGUGGCUAAAACGCAUCAAAUCAGCGCCUCUGUUGCUGUCCAGCCUUCUGCCGCCGAACCAUCUUGGAAAGAUAAGGUAUCUCAACCGAAGCUCAAUCGAAAAGGUAUGGCCUUAUUGUUUGUCGCCCCUAUUAUUGAUAAUGCUAAUGUUGUUCCUCAAUUAGACUCGUUUGCUCUUGAGGAAUUGGCUAGUGUUUGGGAUAGGUCCAUUAUUUUGUAUGUUGGUUGUGAUAAACCGUCGUAAGAGAUAGUUAUGCCCUAUGUGAGAAGACAAUAUAUAGAACCAUGUUUCUGAGCCAAGAGUGUAUGCGCAAGAAAGUUCCCCUAGUGAUUAAGAAGUGGAGCUCGAACUUUGAUUUCCAUGAUGAAGUCCUGAGAGUAAUUCUUGUGUGGUUUAGGCUCCCUAGAUUGCCUCUGCAUUAUUGGGGUGAAGAAUCUCUGAGCAGGAUCACUAGUGUCUUAGGGGUUCCUUUACUUGCCGAUGAAUGUACUACUAGCCAACUAAGACUAUCAUAUGCGAGAGUUUUGGUGGAAAUAGACAUCACGUAAGGAGAUCACCAAAAAGAUUCAAAUCCGAGAUGAUGCAGGAAAUGAGUUUAUAUAGCAAGUUAUUCAUGAGUGGAGCCCUUAUUAUUUUCAGAAAAGUAAGAAAGUAGGUCAUCUAUGCAAAGAGAUCCGUUGAACCCAGAAACUGAUCGCGUUAUCAUCACCCGUACGUCUCCUUCAUUCUUCCCUUUCACCGGCCGUAAUUUGACCUGCCGUCUGCUUCAGAUCCUCCCGCCGCUGGUUCUUCCUCGUCAUUCCCCAUAAACUCUGUGGUGAAAGUCCCUGUUAUCGUUGUGGGUUGCAAGUUAGAUUUGAGGGAUGAGCAACAACCAGCCAGCCUGGAGCAGGUGAUGUCUCCGAUUAUGCAACAAUUUCGUGAGAUUGAGACUUGCAUAGAAUGUUCUGCAUCCAGACAUAUACAGAUUCCAGAGGUUUUUUUUACUAUGCCCAAAAAGCUGUACUUCAUCCUACAGCACCGAGAGACUCAAACAUUGAGGCCUCAACGUGUCAGGGCACUGAAGCGCAUAUUUAUAUUGUGUGACCAUGACAAGGAUGGCGCUUUAAGUGUUGCAGAAUUGAAUGAUUUCCAGGUUUUUGAAGCUCUGAAUAGUGCGUCCAAUUAUCUUUGGAAUGAUUUGUGAUUAUUUGGCUGUGUGUGUUGUCUUUAUACAGGUUAAAUGCUUCAACGCUCCUUUCCACCAUCUGAAAUAACAGGUGUAAAGAGGGUUGUCCAAGAAAAAUUACCUGAAGGAGUGAAUGAACGUGGUUGUCUCACUUUGAGAGGAGUUCUAAUUCUUCGUGCCCUUUUCAUUGAAAAAGGGAGGCUGGGGACAACAUGGACUGUCCUGCGGAAGUUUGGAUGUAAUAAUGAAAUCAGGCUUGAUGAGGAUUUUCUUCCACCAUCAUUCAAACGAGCGCCCGACCAGGUGAGUUCACUUUCUAGUUUCGUAUUCUUUGCGUGAUGAAUCUGCAGAAUCAUGCCUCUUUUGGUCUCCUACUAUAGGCCUUGUUUAUUUCAUUGUCACUAUCCAAUAGGACUAAACAUGGGUCUAAUCUCAGAUUUGGACCCCUAAAUUCUUUUGUGGACCCAAAAAUUAAACAGAAAUCCGCCAGGUCUAUAAAUUUGGACCCUUGGGGUCCAGGCUUCGUAAAAUGGGUCUAAAGUGUUUUGCUUAAAUUAUUUUUUUAUCCUGGAAUUUUAUACCAAUUUCAUUCAAUGUUUAAGUUCAUUAAAAAGGAAGAUAGCCAAAAGUGAUUCUCCAUGUAAAGAGUGUUAUCGCCGUUUGUUGGGGUUUUUAAAUGUCAUCGAGUGGUGUUUGUUUUGUCACUCAUAGGGGUUCCUCUUUUAAGGCAUGCUUGGAUUGGAUGUAAAUAUUUAAGGGGUAAAAAAAGUCAAAGUAAGAAAACUAAGUUGUUAAAUGAGAAAUUAGUAAAAUUUGAUUGUUGUAGAGGUAGAAAAAUGAUUGCAAAAUAAUGAAAAAUGAAGGGAGCUCUCAAUUUUGUGGAAUAAAUAUUUACCUAGGGGAGGGUGGGAGAAUGUAUUAUCUCCAUAAUAGGGGGAAAUCAUCUUCUUUUUACAUUGUUAUUUUUAUUUCAUGCUUAUUUUUUACCUGCUUCACAACUAUCUCAUCUAUUUCAAAUGCAUCUCUAUUUGUUUUCAUUUCAUUAGUUUGACUUUAUUUCCCUUUAAAUAUUUACACCCAACUCAAGCAUACCUUUAUAGUUAAUUGUUUCUUUGAUUUGGUCUUUAAUUUCAUACAUAUAAUAAGGUUCAAAGGGGAGAAUGGAAACAAAUCAUAUCAGUGAUGAUGAAGCUGCAUGCGAGGAAGAAGCAGACAUCACAAUAAAAAAAAAACAAUGAUAUUUAGGAAACUUUUCCCUUAAUAUUGCUAAUUCCAUAAGUAUUUCCCACUUUGCAUGAAAUGGAAAAUUAUUUCCCAAUAUACCGUCCACGUGGAAAUUUGUAAACAAAACCGCCAUAUGAGAUGGCGGUUUGUGGUGAAGAGUAACCGCCACAUGAGGUAGUGAUUUUAUCUGGAUACAGUGCAUAGUAAACCGCCAUCUCAUGUGGCAGUUUGCUUUGGGUGAACCACCAUCUCAUUUGACGGUUUGCUCUGUGCCCUUGCAACAUUUUAUUUUGUUCUUUCAAUUCCCAUAAAUAGUUAGCACAACCUGCAUUAAACUAGUUCAAUACCAUCUAUUCCAUAAUAAUCAACUACGAACCAGCUUGAUUUGAAAACAUUAAUUAUGAAAAUAAUGCGAAGAUAUAUUACAAUCAUGCAAAGUGAUACAAGAAGUUCAAAGCAUAUAAAACGAUACAAAGCGUGUUAAACUAUAAUCCUCGGUCCCUUUUGUUGUGCGCACCGGUGGAUGACAUUAAGAGUAGGAGCUCGUCAUUGACUAUUACGCUGAUAUGUGAUGAUCCUUUGCGGAGGCGAUGGACGUGAAGGAGGAGUGGUCAUGGAAGCUGGAGAAACGAAUGGCGACAUAGCACCAGAUGUCAAUGGGGAUCUGGAAGACCGACCUCGAGUAGAUGAACGCUCGCGAACUCUUGUGGACCGACUACUUGAUCCUUCAGAAGAGCUACCUCGGUGGGCCGAACUCCGUGGAGAAGGAGUGUGGAAUGUGUCAUCUACCUCGCCAAUGAUGGGUGGAUUCGGAAUGAGGUACUCAUACCCCGCCUGACUCAAUGCAUUGGUCAAUGACAUGUUCAUGGAGCCAAGGGUCUGAGAACAUACCCGAUACCCCACAUCAACUGGCGAUGUAGCGGCCCCAUGAAUCGUGUCAUUGCAUUGUAUGAGCACCGAUCGGAUGCGCUCAGCUUGUAUGUUAUCAUUAUAUUGUUAAAAGAAUCACAUAAAAGUAUUACUAUAUGUUAUGAGUGUUAAAGAAGACAUACUAGUAACGUAGAUGUCGAAUGGUAAUGUGAUCCUUGCUGCACAAAUGUGGUGUUCGUUAGGCGUAAUAUGGAGAUACGCCUGUGCCAAUUCAUGUACGCACCAGAGCUAUUACCGGUGUAGUUAUCUCCUCGAACCAAUCGAAAUGCUCGGUCAUUCCACGCAUCUACCUACGAUCUAUGUCGUACGAGUAGUUCUUGUCCCCAGUCCUCCAAUCAUUCGCAUGUAGUUGAGGUUGGGUGUCACAGGCAUGCGGAAUAACAUGCUCCAAACCGAAUUUGACGCAUGACACGAUCCGGGAGAUGUAGCUCGACGAUGUCAAAGCAAAUAAGUGGACAACGCGAUCUCCAAAUCUCAUGACCCGCUCUACAUAUGUGUGGCAAAGCGUCUAUCUUAGCCGUUGUGUAAGACUACCAUGUCAUCUGCAAUAGAAAUCAAUAUACUCAGUAAUAUAUACAAUUUUUUCAUAACUAAUAUAAAUAAUAAAUGUUAAUAACCUGCUCGUCCCGUUGUCGAUCAAGUGCGUCUCUGUAGUAGACGAGAGUAUGUGGGGAGUGGGACCUCGAAAGAUACAGCUGCGAACAAAUGAACAUUGUUUAAUAUUUUCAUGUAUCAUAAAAUAGUGAAAUUUUGAAUUUGAAUAGUGAAUUGAGUGUUUCUACCUUACUGCUAAAGGAUCCAUCCCACGACGAUGCUGUGAACCUAACAUCGGAUCAAAAUCCUUCGCGUCAUCUCUUGAUCAUGUUGCCCAACGGGUCAAAUCGUUUGAAUUAUAGGCCUCCCUAUACUCAUCUACCCGCUCCAAGUCUCCUAGUAGAGGGAGAUAGAUUAACUGCACUGAGUUACCGCUCUUGUCUAGAAACAAGAUGCAUCCAAACAGGUACAAAAUGUGCGCUCGCGCAUAUAUAUCCACUAUAAUAUCAUCCGCGUCAUCCUCUAGCACGCUAAAAUGCUCUCUGAGCCAAGUCAACUUCAACGAGGAUCCAAUGAUGAUCUUUGGUUGUGUGGGGGUCAUGAGGGUUUUCUGGCCAAACCCCUAGUAGCUCAUGAACUAAUGUUGGCCAAUUUCCCUCUCCAUGACCUGUCACUGCUUGUCUUUCAAUGGGUAGUCCCAUUAUAAUUGCCACAUCUUGCAACGUGAUUGUUGCCUCGCAAAUCGUGAGGUGGAAGGUAUGAGUCUCCGGCCUCCACCUCUCCACUAAUGCAGUGAUAAAACUCGAUCCUCCUGAUCUAAAGAGUCAACCUCGUUGGCAUUACGCCUACCCAAGUGACUCGUGGAAAAUGUGUUCAUUACACCACCACCAAUGCCACGUGAAUGAGUUGGAGAAAUAAACUCAUCCAAGUGCUCAUUAACGUAAUUUGGGUUACUUAACAUUUCUGUGAAUGUAUCAUGGCGUACACUAGGACCUGAUUAUGGAAGUUCCAUGCCAGUUAUGACUUCCCUCGCAUUACCCAAAUUUGCAACCAAUUCAACAUAAACCUCCAUUGCCGUUCCAGGGGCUUGAGAUGCCGCAUAAGCAAGAGCACUUAUGCUUUCAUUAUUCUUAAUCGGGACUAACACAUUUUUCCCAGUCACCGGAUAUUUCAUCUCCCUUUUUAACAUAAAAGAAUUGCGAUCACAACCAAUUACAUCAUAGAUUUUGCUAUGAAACACCUCAAAAUUAGUAUUCUGACGAUGGAUAAACAUCACUUCAUUUAAUCCUCCAUUAUACACAACAUCGGAUCAAGUAUAACUUACUUUCUCCACCCCAAUACACUAUAACGGGAUAAUAAUCCAUAUUCUGCAAACACAAGCAUGUUUUUCAUGUUAUUUCACAUACACUUUAUUGUUGAUUGUGAGUAAAGUAAGUGUAAAUGUGAAUACAAGAAUGUGUAAUAUUAAAGUAUUACAACACUUAUUAGAAGGUUCAAUUCAAAUAUAAAGCUAAAAUUACCAUGAAUAUAUACUAAAACCAUUAAAUUAACCUUACAAAGUAGUAAACUUUCAUUGAAGCAUUUCAUCAUACACUUUAUAUGCAUACAAACCAAAUCAUAAAAUGCAACUACAAAAUUCUAAAAUGUAAACUUAAAUCAUGAAAUCAAAAGAAUGUAACAAACAAUCAAUGUAUUUAUAACUCCAAAUGACAAUAAUAAUGAACAAAAAAACAAUUUGCAAAUUGAAAAAAAUUAGGGUUAUAUUCAUACCUUAAAUAAGGAUGAAAAUGAACAAGAAGGAGAAGAUGGGAAUGUAGUGAACCUUUUCCCAUAAUAUUGCCAAUGGAAAAAUUAAUUCCCACUUUGUAUGAAAUGGGAAAGUAUUUCCCACAAUACCGUCCACGUAGGAUAGGUGUGAGAAAUUUUUUUUUCUUUUUUUUUUAAAUAUAACUGCUGCAUCAAUUAGCGAUUUUGUUUAGGAGUUUGUACUAAACCGCUAGAUGAAAUGGCGGUUUUCUAUUAGUUUCAUUUAAAAAAAAAAAAUUGAAGCUUGACAAAAUCGCCACUUGAGAUGGCGGUUUUGUACCUGUACAAAACGUGACUGGUUUGCUGUUUUUCUCAUUUGAUUUCACUUCUUCCUUGCUUCUUUCUACCGCUGCUCUCUUAAAAAAAAAUUUCUUCACUCUCAUUUACUUCAUAUUUACAAUUCCUCUCAUUCAACUAAACUAAUCAACUACAUUCUCAUCUUCUCCUUCUUUACUUGUUCAUUUUCAUCCUCAUUUAAGGUAUGAAUAUAACCCUAAUUAUUUUCAAUUUACAAAUUAUUUUUUUGUUCAUUAUUGUUGUCAUUCGAAGUUAUAAAUACAUUAGUUGUUUGUUACAUUCUCUUUAUUUCAUGAUUUAAGCUUACAUUUUACACAUUUGUAGUUGAAUUUUAUGAUUUGGUUUGUAUGCAUAUAAAGUGUUUGAUGAAAUGUUUCAAUGAAAGUUUAUUACUUUGUAGGGUUAGUUUAAUGGUUUUAGUAUAUAUGGUAUUUUUAGCUUUAUGUUUGAAUUGAACCUUUUAAUAAGUGUUCUAAUACCUUAAUAUCACAAAUUCUUGUAUUCACAUUUACACUUCCCUUACUCACAAUCAACAAUAAAGUGUAUGUGAAAUCACAUGAAAAACAUGCUUGUGUUUGCAGAAUAUGGAUCAUUAUCCCGUUAUAGUGUAUUGGGGUGGGGAAAGUAAGUUAUACUGGAUCCGAUGUUGUGUAUAAUGGAGGAUUAAAUACAAUGAUGUUUAUCCAUCGUCAGAAUACUAAUUUUGAGGUGUUUCAUAGCAAAAUCAUUGAUGUAAUUGGUUGUGAUUGCAAUUCUUUUAUGUUAAAAUUGGAGAUGAAAUAUCCGGUGACUGGGAAAAAUGUGUUAGUCCCGAUUAAGAAUGAUGAAAGCAUAAGUGCUCUUGCUUAUGCGGCAUCACAAGCCCCUGGAACGGCAAUGGAGGUUUAUGUUGAAUUGGUUGCAAAUUUGGGUAAUGCGAGGGAAGUCAUGACUAGCAUGGAACUUCCAAAAUUAAGUCCUAGUGUACGCCAUGAUACAUUCACAGAAAUGUUAAGUAACCUAAAUUACGUUAAUGAGCACUUGGAUGAGUUUACCUCUCCAACUCAUUCACGUGGCAUUGGUGGUGGUGUAAUGAAUACCUUUUCCACGAGUCACUUGGGUAGGCGUAAUGCGAACGAGGUUGAUUCUUUAGAUCAGGAGGAUGAGCAUAUUGAUUCUGAUUCAGAGGAGGAUGAUGACAGAAAAGAAGCGCUAGAUGCAGCGAUUAGAGAUGGUGCUCCAUCUCAAGACUGGCUUAGAAUUGAUGAGGUUGAUCAAAGAUGGAUUGAUGCAUGGAUGACUUGGAACGAUGACAACUUCUUGAAUGAAAAUGGAGACUUUAGGAUAGGGCAAGAGUUUAGCUCCUUAGACCACCUUAAGAAGAAUCUUAAAGCAUGGGCGAUUUAUAACAAUAGAAACUUCUGUGUAAUUGAGUCGAAGCCUUCAAAGUACGUUAUCCAAUGCACUAAUGCGGAGGUUAUAGGUUGUGAAUGGAGGAUGCGAGUUGUUAUGACCUUCACGGGAUUAUUUAAGAUUGUGCGAUAUCAGGGUCAUAAUCAAGAUUGCUCAGCACAUUACAGUGACGAUCAUCCCCUCCUUAGUUCUGAAUUUGUUGUUGAUUUUAUCGUGGAUAUGGUCAGAGUUGAUCCAGCGUUCAAGGUGAAGUCAAUCGUUAAUUUUGUAAAAAAUAAAUACGGAUUUGCUAUAACAUAUAAGAGAGCUUGGUUGGCAAAAAAUAAGGCUAUAACAAAAGUAUUUGGGGAUUGGGAUAAGUCCUUUGAGGAGCUUUUAAGGUCCCUGCAGGCAUUAAUGCAAUAUGAUCCAGGAACAAUGGUGCAAUGGGAAGUCCAACCGAUAAUGGAUCCUACCAGAGUGAUGUUUCAGAGAAUUUUUCGGUCUUUCGGACCAUCCAUUAAGGGUUUUCUCCACUGUCGUCCCCUUAUUUCUAUAGAUGAUACACAUUUGUACGGAAAGUACAGAGACACACUUAUGAUUGCUAUGGCGAUAGAUGGAAAUUCUCAGUUGAGUCUGAUAAUAUUUUUGUGAAUUUUAUAACACUUAUGUAUGUAACAGCGAUAAUGGCGAUGCCGGGCCCAAUUGAUUCAUCAGUAUUUACGCUUCAGGCGACACACAGGAGUUUAGCUGCCUGGGAGAGCUCCACUACCCAGUUGGUUACUCGUCAGCACUACCAGGCGAGUACGUUACAUUAGGAGGUGGAUGACAGAGUAUUAGAGGUAGUGGAAUUAGCUGGUUUUAGUUACAAUCACAGGUUGUUGGGCGGGGGUUUAGAGCUCGAUCGAGCUCUUAUCACUGCAUUAGUGGAGAGCUGGAGGCCGGAGACUCAUGCCUUCCACCUCACGGUUGGCGAGGCAACGAUCACGUUGCAAGAUGUGGCAGUUAUAAUGAGACUGUUCAUUGAAGGACAAGCAGUGAUAGACCAUGAAGAGGGAAAUCGGCCAUCAUUAGUUUAUGAGCUACUAGGGGUUUUGCCAAAAGACCCUUAAGACCCCACACAACCGAAGAUCAUCACUGGAUCGUCGUUGAAGUUGACUUGGCUCAGAGAGCAUUUUAGCGCGCUAGAGGAUGACGCGGAUGGUAUUACGGUGGAUAGACAUGUGCGAGCGUACAUUUUGUACCUGUUUGGAUGCAUCUUGUUUCCAGACAAGAACGGUGACUCGGUGCAGUUGAUCUAUCUCCCUCUACUAGGAGACUUGGAGCGGGUAGAUGAGUAUAGUUGGGGAAGUGCUACCCUAGCGUAUCUGUAUCGUAAUUUAUGUCGAGCAUUUCGUAAGGGUGCCAAGGACAUUGGAGGCUGCUUUAUGUUGUUACAGAUAUGGUCGUGGGACCAUAUUCAUAUAGGGAGGCCUGUAAUUCGAACGAUUCGACCUGCUGGGCAACAUGAUCAGGAGAUGACGCGGAGAAUUUUGAACCGGUUUUAGGUUCACAGCAUCGUCGUGGGAUGGAUCCUUUAGCAGUAAGGUAGCAACACUUAAUUCACUAUUCAAAUUCAAAAUUUCAAUAUUUUAUGAUACAUGAAAAUAUUAAACAAUGUUCAUUUGUUCGCAGCUGUAUCUUUCCAGGUCCCACUCCCCACAUACUCUCGUCUACUACAGAGACGCACUUGAUCGACAACGGGACGAGCAGAUGACAUGGUAGCCAUACACAACGGCUAAGAUGGACGCUUUGCCACACAUAUGUAGAUCGAGUCAUGAGAUUUGGAGAUCGUGUUGUCUACUUAUUUGCUUUGACAUGAUCGAGCUACAUCUCCCGGAUCGUGUCAUGCGUAAAAUUCGGUUUGGAGCAGGUUAUUCCGCAUCCCUGUGACACCCAACCUCAACUACAUGCGAUUGAUCGGAGGACUGGGGACAAGAACUACGUCGUACGACAUAGAUCGUAGGUAGAUGCGUGGAAUGACCGAGCAUCUCGAUUGGUUCGAGGAGAUAACUACCGGUAAUAGCUCUGGUGCGUACAUGAAUUGGCACAGGCGUAUCUCCAUAUUACGCCUAACGAACACCACAUUUGUGCAGCCAGGAUCACAUUACCAUCCGACAUCUACGUUACUGCUGAGCGCAUCCGAUCGGCGCUCAUACAAUGCAAUGACAUGAUUCACGGGGCCGCUACAUCGCCAGUUGAUGAGGGGUAUUGGGUAUGUUCUCAGACCCUUGGCUCCAUUAAUACGUCAUUGGCCAAUGCAUUGAGUCAGGCGGGGUAUGAGUACCUCAUUCCGACUCCACCCAUCAUUGGCGAGGUAGAUGAUACAUUCCACACUCCUUCUCCACGGAGGUAGCUCUUCCGGAGGAUCAAGUAGUCGGUCCACAAGAGGUCGCGAGCAUUCAUCUACUCGAGGUCGGUCUUCCAGAUCUCCAGUGACAUCUGGUGCUAUGUCGCCAUUCGUUCCUCCAGCUUCCAUGACCACUCCUCCUCCACAUCCAUUGCCUCCGCAAAGGAUCAUCACAUAUCAGCGUAAUAGUCAACGACGAGCUCCUACUCUUAAUGUCAUUGCAGAGAUUGACGAGUAUACACAAUCAUCAUCCACCGGUGCGCACAACAAAAGGGGCUGGGGAUUAUAGUUUAACACGUUUUUAUCGAUUUAUAUGCUUUGAACUUCUUGUAUCACUUUUCAUGAUUGUAAUAUAUCUUCGCAUUAUUUUCAUAAUUAAUGUUUUCAAAUCAAGCUGGUUCGUAGUUGAUUAUUAUGGAAUAGAUGGUAUUGAACUAGUUUAAUGCAGGUUGCGCUAACUAUAUGGGAAUUGAAAGAAAAAAGUAAAACGCUGGACAAGCACAGAGCAAACCGCCACAUGAGAUGGCGGUUUACCAGCACAAAACUGCCAAAUGAGAUGGCUGUUUUCCCUAACCAAACCGCUACUUCAUGUGGCGGUUUAUUGGUCAAUGCAAACUGCCAUCUCAUUUGGCGGUUUGGUCUGGAAUAUUUUAAAAAAAAAUUAAAUUGCCACGUGGACAGUAUUGUGGGAAAUACUUUUCCAUUUCAUUCAAAGUGGGAAAUAUUUUACAUUUUUGCAAUAUUAUGGGAAAAGAUUCGAAUAUAGUUGAUUAGUUUAGUUGAAUGAUAGGAAUUGUAAAUAUGAAGUAAAUGAGAGUGAAUUUUUUUUAAAACAGCAGCGGUAGCAAGCUAGGAGGAAGAAAUGAGAUUAAGUGAACAAAACAGGAAGCAUAUGGCGUUUUGUACAACUACAAAAUCGCCAUCUCAAGUGGCAGUUUGAUAUACAUUAAUUUUUU